Molecule: messenger RNA, 1070 nt
Organism: Lacerta agilis (Sand lizard)
Lineage: Eukaryota; Metazoa; Chordata; Lepidosauria; Squamata; Lacertidae
Gene: TPMT
Product: thiopurine S-methyltransferase
Exons: 9
Coding region: 233-967 (244 amino acids)
Molecular function (GO): thiopurine S-methyltransferase activity
Source: RefSeq, a predicted model, not a curated record
GCGUCGCGGGUGGGGCGAGGGGAGGAGACAAUGUAGCCAGGCUCCCGUUUCCUUUCCGCGCCGCGUGGAGAGGCAGAGAGAGAGAGCGCGAGCGCGCAGAGACAGAGGCGGCGGUCGCGGCACAAACAGGUGUCGCUCUCCCAGGGUUGCUGACGGUGAACCCCGCAGCCGGCGAAGCCCUCGCUCACCUGGACUCGGCCGUCCUGCCUCGUGAAGAAAGGUUGCCUGGGCCAUGGAAAGUUCUUCAGAUACAUUUGGAAAGCAUGGCUCUGCUGAUGCCAAGUUACAAGAAUCCAGAGUACUGACUGAAGAAGAAUGGCUGCAGAAAUGGGAAACUAACAAUAUUGGAUUUCAUAACGAGCAAGGACAUCCUCUCCUAAAGAAGUAUAUGGAUAUAUUUCUCAAUGGCAGGAGUGGACUGAAGAUAUUUUUCCCACUUUGUGGCAAAACCAUUGAAAUGAAAUGGUUAGCUGACAUGGGGCACCAAGUCAUUGGCGUGGAAAUCAGUGAAAGUGCACUGAAGGAGUUUUUCACAGAACAAAAACUUUCUUUUUCGGAAGAAGCCAUUCCAGGCAUCCCUGGUAAAUUACUGAAGAGCACAACUGGAAAUAUUUCUUUGUACUGCUGCAGUAUUUUUGAUUUGACCAGUGCCAUCACUGGCAAGUUCGAUGCGAUUUGGGAUAGGGGAUCUCUAGUAGCUGUUAACCCUUGUGACAGAGAACGCUAUAGCCAGUUGAUAUUAUCACUAAUGGACAGCAGGUGCCAUUGUCUACUAGUAACCUGUUUAUAUGACCCAAGCAAACACAAAGGUCCACCCUUCUAUGUUCCUGAUUCUGAAGUGAAACAUUUAUUUGGCAAAUCCUGUGAUAUUACAUGUCUUGAAAAAGUCGAUGGCUUAUUAGAGAGGCAUCAGAAGUGGGGUGUAGAUUACUUUUGGGAGGUGCUAUACAUGCUUGUCCUAAAAUAGCCAAGAGGAUAACAAGCAUCUUAGGUUGCAGAUCUGUACUCAAUUACCUUGAAAUAAGUCCCACUGAAUGAAGAACUCUUCAGAGUGAACAUGUAUAAGAUUU